AGCAAAGCAAGCACAAAAGCAUCUCCAGCUCCUCCACCGCCCCUUUCCCCUUUCCUCCUCUCCAAAACUCAAACCCUAACCCCAAAUCCGCCAUUAAUGGCGCCUCCUCCUCCCUCUCCCUCUCCCUUUCCCUUCGUCGUCAUCGUCUUCGUCAUUGUGUUCUUCUCCCUCCCCCUCGUCUCCCUCUGCAAAUCCACGAUCGAGCCCUGCUCCGUCUCCGACGCGUGCCCCGCGCUCCUCGGCUACACGCUCUACGCCGACCUGAAGGUCUCCGAGGUGGCCGCGCUCUUCCGCGCCGACCCCUUCGCCCUCCUCGCCGCCAACGCCCUCGACUUUGCCUCCGUCCCCGACGUGCCCGACCGCAUCCUCCCCGCCGGCCUCUUCCUCCGCGUCCCCACCCUCUGCUCCUGCGCCGACGGCAUCCGCAAGUCGCUCUCCACCCGCUACCGGACCCGACCCGCCGACACCGACAACUUCCUCCCCGCCGUGUACUUGUCGUACGUCGUGCGCGGCGGCGACACCGUCCCCGCAAUCGCCGCGCGGUACUCCACAACCGUGGCCGACAUCGUUAAUGCGAACGGCAUGGGCGGCACGGCCGUCGGGCCUGGGGACAUCCUCGCGAUCCCAUUGCCAGCAUGUCCAUCGAUGUUCCCGAGGUACGCGUCCGAUUACGGAAUGCUUGUGGCAAAUGCGACUUACGCAAUUACUGCUGAUCAGUGCGUUCAAUGCAGCUGCGGCCCAGGAAAUCUCAAUCUGUACUGCACACCAGCUUCAUUAGCAGUGUCGUGCCCGAGCAUGCAAUGCAGAAACAGCAAACUGAUGCUCGGAAAUGCGACCAUUCAACACACCAGUGCUGGUUGCAAUGUCACUUCUUGCGACUACGGUGGAUUCGUAAAUGGAACUCUAAUCACCAAGUUAACCACCACUCUCCAACCAAAAUGCCCAGCGCCGCAUCAACUUCCUCCGGUUUUUGAGCCGCCAACUUCCGUGAUCCGUGAGUCAUACUUGGCUCCAACCCCAUCACCAAUCCCAGAGGCUGAACCUGGCGGUCCUGUGCCGUCGCGAAAGCCAUCACCUUCGGUAGCAGGAACUUUUACUCUCCCUGGUGUUUCUCCUUCAGUUGGUCCGGCGGGGAGUUCUUCUGAGGGCACUUCGGUAGAUCGAAUGAGUUACAUUCUGAAUCUGCUUCUCUUUCUUCUGCUUCUCAUCUUCUCGCGAGCUGAACAGGACAUUAAUUUGUAUGUGGAAAUCAACUACUGGGAAAUGUCUUGUGUAUAAGUUAUACCUCGUUUGCAUUUGGAUUCAUGCUUAAUAGUUUAUGUGGAAUGUUUGAUUUAUGAUAA
Molecule: messenger RNA, 1343 nt
Organism: Ananas comosus (pineapple)
Lineage: Eukaryota; Viridiplantae; Streptophyta; Magnoliopsida; Poales; Bromeliaceae
Product: lysM domain-containing GPI-anchored protein 1
Exons: 6
Coding region: 97-1278 (393 amino acids)
Source: RefSeq, a predicted model, not a curated record